UGUCAAAUAAAGGUCACCUUGAUAAGUUCACCUUCUCACGUACUUUAUUUUAUAAGCGGUUUUAAAUUUUUUGUGGUAAUACUUUGUAAUAAGAACUAAAAAUGGAUAUAGCAUCAACACAAAAAUUUAUUGAAAGAGGUGCCCAUAAGGGCAAGGGCCUCGCUGUUUUUACCAGUGGUGGUGACUCUCAGGGCAUGAAUGCCGCAGUACGUUCGGUAGUACGAAUGGGUAUUUAUUUAGGUUGUAAAGUUUAUUUUAUCCGCGAGGGCUAUCAAGGAAUGGUAGAUGGUGGUGAUAACAUUGAAGAAGCCAACUGGUCAUCUGUUAGCUCUAUUAUUCAUAAAGGUGGCACUAUAAUUGGAUCUGCACGCUGCAUGGACUUCAUCAAAAGAGAAGGCCGCCUGAAAGCUGCUUUUAAUUUAGUGACACGUGGUAUAACCAAUUUGGUUGUCAUUGGUGGUGAUGGGUCCCUCACGGGAGCAAAUCUUUUCCGUCAGGAGUGGUCUAGUUUACUGGAUGAGUUACUAGCAAACAACAAAAUUACUAAAGAUCAAAGAGAGAAAUAUAAAUACUUACACAUUGCUGGCAUGGUAGGUUCUAUAGAUAAUGAUUUCUGUGGUACAGAUAUGACAAUAGGAACCGAUUCUGCAUUGCAUCGUAUUAUUGAAGCUAUUGAUGCCAUUGUGAGCACUGCAUACUCACAUCAAAGAACAUUUAUUAUGGAAGUUAUGGGAAGACAUUGCGGUUAUCUGGCAUUAGUGGCUGCUCUGGCUUGCGAGGCAGACCAAGUAUUUAUCCCUGAGGACCCUGUUCCCAAUAAUUGGGUUGAAAAACUUUGCAAAAGAUUACAGCAGGAAAGAAAAUCGGGACAGCGUCUUAAUAUUAUAAUAGUUGCGGAAGGUGCAAUUGAUCGUGAAGGAAAACCGAUCACAGCCGAGCUUGUGAAGAAAGUUGUCGUGGAAAAUCUUCAACAAGACACACGUAUCACCGUACUGGGUCAUGUACAGCGUGGUGGUUCACCAUCUGCCUUUGACAGAAUUUUGGGUUGUCGUAUGGGAGCUGAAGCUGUUAUGGCAUUGAUGGAAGCCACUCCUGAAACAGAGUCUUGUGUUGUUACUUUGGAUGGUAAUCAAGCUGUACGUCUACCUCUUAUGGAAUGUGUACGUCGAACUAAAGCCGUUUCUCAGGCAAUGGCAGAUAAGAAUUGGGAUUUAGCGGUGCAAUUGCGCGGGCGCAGUUUUGCACGCAACUUGGAAACAUACAAGAUGCUAACGCGUUUGAAACCUCCUAAGGGAGCGUUUGAUGAAUCUGGUAAACCAUCCGAAGGUUACACUUUAGCCGUGAUGCACGUUGGCGCGCCGGCGUGUGGUAUGAACGCGGCCGUGCGCUCCUUUGUCCGGAACUGCAUAUAUCGCGGUGACACCGUCCUGGGUAUACAUGAUGGUAUCGAAGGAUUCAUCAGUGGAAACAUCGUGAAAAUGGAUUGGUCAGACGUAACCGGUUGGGUGGCUCAAGGAGGCGCCUUCUUAGGCACUAAGCGCACUCUACCCGGUGACAAAAAGGGGGAGAUCGCUGCUCGAAUCAAACAAUUUAAUAUUCAAGGUCUUCUUAUCAUCGGUGGUUUCGAGGCGUAUCAAGCGGGUGUAGAGUUGUAUGAAUCGCGGUCGCAGUUCCCAGAGUUCUGUAUCCCGUUGGUAGUGAUACCUUCCACUAUCAGCAACAACGUACCCGGCACCGACUUCUCUCUCGGUGCCGACACCGCUCUUAAUGAAAUCACAGAGAUUUGCGAUCGUAUCCGUCAAUCUGCUCAAGGAACCAAACGUCGUGUCUUCGUGAUCGAGACUAUGGGAGGCUAUUGCGGGUACUUAGCGACUUUGGCUGGUUUGGCUGGCGGCGCAGACGCAGCCUAUAUCUAUGAAGAGAAGUUCUCUAUCAAGGACUUGCAACAAGACGUGUACCACAUGGCGUCCAAAAUGACCGGCGGUAUCCAGCGCGGCCUCAUCCUCCGCAAUGAGAAGGCAAACGACAACUACAACACUGAGUUCAUUUACCGCUUGUAUUCUGAAGAGGGCAAAGGCCUAUUUACUGCCAGGAUGAAUGUUCUUGGUCACAUGCAACAGGGAGGUUCCCCAACGCCGUUCGAUCGUAACAUGGGAACAAAGAUGGCCGCCAAGUGCUUGCACUGGCUAGUAGAGAACAUUCAGAAGGGGCCCACCAACACGGCUGAUUCCGCUUGUUUGCUCGGAGUUGUUAAGCGACAAUAUAAAUUCACACCCCUUGAAGAUCUGAAAGCCCAAACUAAUUUCGCACAGAGAAUACCAAAGCAACAGUGGUGGAUGAAACUUCGUCCUUUACUCCGUAUAUUGGCGAAGCACGACUCUACUUACGAAGAGGAAGGAAUGUACAUGACUGUUGAACAAGGAGAAAUCGACUCCGAAAAUGUCAUAUAACUUUUAUUCACCCUUUAAAGAGAUCUCCAACAGAUAUUAUAUAAAUUUUUGAAUUAAUAUUGCCAUAUAUCUCGAAAUUGCUAACAUACCCAUUUGGUAGGAAAAUAUAUUAUUAGCUAGUGAUG
This is a messenger RNA of Papilio machaon (common yellow swallowtail), 2575 nucleotides long. RefSeq names its product ATP-dependent 6-phosphofructokinase (gene Pfk). Gene Ontology annotation, molecular function: AMP binding; monosaccharide binding; fructose-6-phosphate binding. Bases 102 to 2450 code for a protein of 782 amino acids. Gene Ontology annotation, cellular component: 6-phosphofructokinase complex; cytoplasm. NCBI's taxonomy places the organism in Eukaryota, Metazoa, Arthropoda, Insecta, Lepidoptera, Papilionidae. The record is from RefSeq and is a predicted model, not a curated record. The transcript has 15 exons. Gene Ontology annotation, biological process: canonical glycolysis; fructose 6-phosphate metabolic process; fructose 1,6-bisphosphate metabolic process.